UUGAAGUGACAAGGCAAAAAGUACGUCCUACACCAUAACGGUCUUAUGAAUGGAAGACGAUAUCGACAGUUUUCUUUUAUAGCUCAUGAACAGGCCACCUCUUCUAGUGGCUUAUUUCAAGCGGAAAACGAACCCUUCAAAAAACACUCAAGUUUGAUGUGCCGUGUUUGAGCAACAGGACAUGGUUUUGGUGGUCGGUGGCUAGGAUUCAUUUGUGGAUUGGCAUUGAUGCACGAAUUGCAUCUUUCCACUCAGAGCUCGACCUGCCCUAAGACCCCUCCUCCCAUCAAUAAUGUUUUUUGCCUUAUGACAUAGAGGUUGAAACAGACUGUCCGUCCGUUGAACGGUUCAUACAGUUCAUUGUGUCCAUAAAGCUCACAACGAUGAUAAGAGCCCUCUCAAUUCAUUCAAGUCAAACAAGCAGGAUUAAAUAAGUCUCAGUAUUCGAUAAGACGACUUCGUUAGACCAUGGUGUUGGCCCGUCGAUGGGCGUUAAGGGUCCAUUUUCAAGGGGCACCCAAGCUUGAGGAUUUCGAAUUGGUUCAAGAAGAACUGGAGCCCCUUCAAGAUGGCGAGAUAUUCUAUCAAUCUGAAUUUAUCUCUGUUGAUCCCUACCAACGGAAUUACACGCUUCGAAUGCCCAUCCCUCCACCUUUCACGAUGCCGGGAAGUGUAGUGGGACAGGUCAAGGACUCACGAAACCUCGAUUUUCCCGUUGGAACCAGAGUGGUGGUCUAUGACGGAUGGAGAGAAGCGGGUAUAAUCAAUCCUACCACCGCUGGCAAUCACGGGACCGGGUUGGACAUGGUGAGGAAGGCGCCAGACAUUGGCAACUUGCCGUUGUCUCUGCUCUUGGGUGCUUGUGGUAUGCCGGGAAAUACAGCCUAUUUUGGGGUGACCGAGAUCUGCCGACCCCAAAAAGGCGAAACUGUUCUGGUCACGGGUGCAGCUGGAGCAGUUGGGAGCUUAGUUGGGCAGAUCUCCAAGGUUAAGGGUUGUAAGGUCAUUGGAUUUGCCGGAAGUGACGAUAAGGUGGCGUGGUUGAAAGAUAACUUGGCGUUUGAUGAGGCAUUUAAUUAUAAAAAGACGACAAUGGAGACAUCUUUGAGCAAAGGUGUUCCUCAAGGCGUCGAUUGUUUCUUCGAUAAUGUGGGAGGCGAGGACGCAUCAUCAGUUAUUGCAGCAAUGAAUGUAUGUGGAAGAGUGGCUUGUUGUGGAGCCAUUGCUUCCUACAAUGUCAAGGAGCCUCUUAAAACAACGGCCAUUCAAUAUUUUCUCAUCCGAAAGAGAUUGAAAAUGGAGGGGUUUCAAGCCGCUCAGUUCAAGGAUCGCUGGGAUGAGGGUGUUCUUCAGAUGGCCAAAUGGAUUCAAGAGGGCAAACUCAAACCUCAGGAAACUGUCGUUGAUGGAUUUGAAAAUACCCCUAAUGCAUUCAUGGGUCUGUUUUCUGGAGACAAUUUGGGUAAAAUGGUUGUGAAGGUAUAAUACACGACAUGAGUCAUUCA
This is a messenger RNA of Tigriopus californicus, 1505 nucleotides long. Its product is annotated as prostaglandin reductase 1-like. The transcript has 3 exons. The record is from RefSeq and is a predicted model, not a curated record. Gene Ontology annotation, molecular function: 15-oxoprostaglandin 13-reductase [NAD(P)+] activity; 2-alkenal reductase [NAD(P)H] activity. Gene Ontology annotation, cellular component: cytoplasm. Lineage: Eukaryota; Metazoa; Arthropoda; Copepoda; Harpacticoida; Harpacticidae. Bases 469 to 1485 code for a protein of 338 amino acids. Gene Ontology annotation, biological process: prostaglandin metabolic process.